CAAUGUCAUCAUCUUUUCACUCUCCAAACACCCUUCUUGAUCUGCUGCUUGCCUGUUUUUUCAUUGGUCUCUGCACUUCGGACUGUAUCCCUCGAAAACAAAUUCCAUAUGAAAGUAAUUCUAUUAAAGUGUUUAGAGAGGAGAGCAUUUAUAAUUAUUCCUCUAUAUUGAUGAGAGAGGACUUGGGCCUCCUUAUUGUGGGAGCUAGAGAGGCUAUCUAUGCUCUUGACAUCAAUAACAUCUCUGUCACCAAGACUAAGGUAACCUGGCAAGUCUCAUGGGUGAAACAGAAUGAGUGUACCUAUAAAGGAAAGCAUCCUGAUAUUGAAUGUCGUAACUACAUUCGAACACUGCAUCAAAUCAAUGAAACGCUAAUGUAUGUCUGUGGCACAAAUGCUUUUAACCCCACUUGUGAUUACAUUGCCUAUGUUGAUGGGCAGCUUAAGCUGGUAGGACAGCAAGAAGAGGGCAAAGGGAAGUGUCCCUUUGAUCCCUUUCAAAGGUACUCAUCCAUAAUAGUUGAUGGAGACUUUUACUCUGCCACUUUUGUUAAUUUUCUGGGCUCAGAGCCUGUCAUCCUCCGCAAUUCUCUGAAUGUACUGCGCACUGAAUCUGCAAGCUAUUGGUUAAAUGAGCCCAACUUUGUCUACAUGGAUGUGAUCCCAGAAAGUAAAAACAGUCUUGAUGGGGAUGAUGACAAGAUCUACAUAUUCUUUAGUGAAAAUGCCAUUGAGUAUGACUUCUACAACAAGCUCAUAGUGUCACGCGUUGCUCGAGUUUGCAAAGGUGAUAAGGGUGGUCAGAGAACCCUGCAAAAGAAGUGGACUUCUUUUGUAAAGGCCACUCUAGAAUGUCCUAUACCUGGCAGCAUCCUGCCCUCAGUUGUGCAAGAUGUUUUCCACGUCCACCACCACAACUGGAGAAAAAAUCUUUUUUAUGCUAUCUUUACUUCUCAGUCGGACUCCAGUGUGCUGUCUUCAGUGGUGUGUGCAUAUACUGUGACAGACAUUAAUGAGGUUUUCUCAUAUGGAAAGUUUAAAACACCUGUAACAGUUGAUACCUCUGAUGUAAAGUGGAUUAUGUACAGUGGAGAACCUCCUGUGCCCCGUCCAGGAGCGUGCAUCAACAAUGCAGCGAGAGCUAUGAAAAUACAGAGCUCUCUAGACCUUCCAGAUAGAACUCUGCAGUUUAUCAGAGAUCGGCCGCUUAUGGAUGACACUGUGAAACCUGUUACUGGCAGGCCACUGCUCUUCACUAAAGGAAUUUCAUUUACUCGCCUAGUUGUUGACUGCAAGAUUGGACUGGAUGGACAGACUUAUCUGGUUAUGUUUAUUGGCACAGACAAAGGUUUUGUGCAGAAAGCAGUGAACUACAAUGACGAGAUGCAUAUUAUUGAAGAAUUACAGUUGUUCAAAAAUCCUGAACCAAUCAGUGUCCUACGUCUUUCUACCAGCCUGGGACAGCUGUAUGCCGGUUCCUCGUCUGGUGUAGUACAGAUGCCCGUGGCUGACUGUGGUCACUAUUCAUCAUGUCUAGACUGUGUUCUUGCCAGAGAUCCUUACUGUGCUUGGGACCUAAGCACUCACAACUGUGUGACUUUACCCAGUCCAUCCAAAGAGAUUAAUUUAGUCCAGAGUUUACUAGAAGGAGAUGCUUCUCGUUGCCCAAGACCAGUCUCUGUGAAGGUAGAAAACAGGACUCUUGUGCUUGGCAACAACAUUAAGCUACCAUGCCAGCAGGACUCCAAUCUGGCACAGUUAAAUUGGCGCUUUGAGUCACAGCAGUUAAAUCCAUCCAAGGAGAAGUAUGCCACCUACAGCGAUGGUUUGCUUAUCUACAACGCUACAGCCACUGAUGCUGGUUGCUACACAUGUGAAUCUGUGGAGCGGGUGGUCAAUAAAGACUACAAAAGAACACUGGCCAUUUAUGAACUGCAAAUCCCAUCAGCCAAGGACCAUAUAGGAAGUCAUCCUACUAUCACAGUGCCAUUAACCACUUUUGAAAAUAUGGCAGAGGCAACAGCAUCUCCCCAGCAUAAAAAUAUGGUGGGUAGUUGGGUGGCCAUGCAGGUUUCACUGGCUCUUUUGAGUGUAAUGAUGGUGGCAUUGCUGCUUUGGAACCUCUGUAUGGGCCAUCUGCCACUGCAAAAGUGCUGCACCAGUCGGGGACAAAAGAAACAGAAGGCAUUGGCCCAGAGUGAGUCUUUGCCAGAAAACACAGAACCGCUGCAGGCUGCAGUGUUUUUUCAUUCGAACAAUUCCUACAGGAAAGGCUCCAGUAUGGAUGCUUUUAAGUAUAUCAGAGAUGAGUCUGAGAUUUAA
This is a messenger RNA of Trichomycterus rosablanca, 2321 nucleotides long. RefSeq lists its product as uncharacterized. Gene Ontology annotation, biological process: neural crest cell migration; negative regulation of axon extension involved in axon guidance; positive regulation of cell migration. The coding region runs from base 3 to 2321 and encodes 772 amino acids. The transcript has 14 exons. The record is from RefSeq and is a predicted model, not a curated record. Gene Ontology annotation, molecular function: semaphorin receptor binding; chemorepellent activity. NCBI's taxonomy places the organism in Eukaryota, Metazoa, Chordata, Actinopteri, Siluriformes, Trichomycteridae. Gene Ontology annotation, cellular component: plasma membrane.